CUGAACUGUCCGCAGCCGACACCAUGUCCAACAGCGACGAGAUCCGAUACUGCCAAAGAUGCUCGUACGUUUUCCUCAAAUUCGUCCUGUUCUCCUAUGCCAUCGUCUGGUGGCUGAUAGGUGGCUUCAUCCUGGCCAUAGGCAUCUAUGCUGAGGUGGAGAGACAGCGCUACAAGACAAUGCAGGGGAUGUUUUUGGCACCAGCUAUAAUCCUGAUCCUUCUGGGAAUCAUCAUGUUUAUUGUUUCAUUCAUAGGAGUCUUGGCUUCACUGAGGGAUAAUCUAACUCUACUGAAAGUGUUCAUGUACACCCUGACUGUUUGUCUGCUCCUGGAGCUGCUGGGAGGAAUUGUGGCACUGGCGUUCCGCAACCAGACGGUGGAUUUAGUGAACAAGAACAUCCGAAGAGGCAUAGUGAACUACUAUGAUGACCUGGACUUCAAAAACAUCAUGGACUUUGUACAGAAGAAGUUCAAGUGUUGUGGCGGUCAAGAGUAUAAAGACUGGUCGGUCAACAUGUACCACAACUGCUCUGCACCUGGUCCACUGGCUUGCGGUGUCCCUUAUACCUGCUGCAUCAUUACUAAGCCCAAUGAAGUGGCCAAUACCUUCUGUGGGUACAAGGUGUUGGAAAAAGAGCGUUUGGACUUGAUCGACAUAAUUCAUAUCAGAGGCUGCACUGAUGCUUUCUUCAUCUGGCUGAUGGACAACUACAAGAUUAUGGCUGGACUGCUGUUAGGGAUCCUACUGCCUCAGUUCUUUGGUGUGAUAGUCACGUGGCUGUACGUCACUCGAGUUGAAGACGCCAUCAAUGAGUAUGGUCACUCCAUGGAUGGGCUACUGGACACAAACACACAGACAAGAGUAGCCAAGAGGCAUGGCCGCAUGUCCAAAUGGUUUAAGUGUAUGCCAGAUAUCGACUGAUGAAGACAAAAUGACAAAAAGCAGCAAAGGGACUGCGGCAACACCCACAGAUGGUAAAAUCACUCCAGUUGAUCCAAAUGCUGCGGCAGUCUUUGUGGUGGUUUGCCUUUGAACUGCAGAUUUACUAUUCGUUUACUCCACUGUGGAGAAAAAAGGUUUUUUUUGGUUGUUGUUUUUUUGUUUGUUUGUAUGUGUUUGUUUUUUU
Molecule: messenger RNA, 1128 nt
Organism: Scomber scombrus (Atlantic mackerel)
Lineage: Eukaryota; Metazoa; Chordata; Actinopteri; Scombriformes; Scombridae
Gene: tspan15
Product: tetraspanin 15
Exons: 8
Coding region: 24-923 (299 amino acids)
Cellular component (GO): membrane
Source: RefSeq, a predicted model, not a curated record